Messenger RNA from Mytilus californianus (California mussel), 12063 nucleotides. RefSeq names its product plasma membrane calcium-transporting ATPase 2-like. The transcript has 25 exons. The record is from RefSeq and is a predicted model, not a curated record. Gene Ontology annotation, cellular component: intracellular membrane-bounded organelle; membrane. Lineage: Eukaryota; Metazoa; Mollusca; Bivalvia; Mytilida; Mytilidae. Gene Ontology annotation, biological process: regulation of cytosolic calcium ion concentration; calcium ion transmembrane transport. Gene Ontology annotation, molecular function: ATP binding; ATP hydrolysis activity; P-type calcium transporter activity. Bases 416 to 4024 code for a protein of 1202 amino acids.
UUUCUCCCUGACAUUGGGAAGUGUAAUACACAGAAUUGACAGGAAUUACUACCACAAUAAGAUCACAAUUGGUUUCCAUAGCAAAAUGUACAAGCUAGGUUGCACAUUUCUACAAUAGUUGGGAAGUAUAUGUGUAUUUUAUCCACCAACAUUUUUUCUGUGUAUAAUUUAGUGGUGUAUAGGCAAUGACCAGUGAAAGUGUAUAUUGAUUGUACAAACCAGCAGAUUUUAUGUUAAUUUUAUGUCAAGAUUACCGUAUUUUAUAUAUCUAUGGAUUAAUAUUACACUGGUAAUUAAUGGCUAAAGACCAGCAGUCAGGAUUCAUGUAAAGAGGCCAUUUGAGGGAUAAUGGUUAAAAAGGGUCUCCAAUUGACAAUAAACUACAGACAAAUAAGCUGAAGACAUAAUCAGAAUUAUGGCAGGUGAUGAGCAGGAUGGCCUUGGUCCAUCUCGUUGUAGAGAUGGAAAUUAUGGAAUAAGCAUACCAGAUCUACGAACAAUUAACGAACAAAAAGGAUUAGAAGCUGUAGAACAUAUACAAAGCAAAUAUGGCAGUGUUAUAGAAAUCUGUAAUUUAUUAUUUACUUCACCUAAUGAAGGAUUAUCAGGAGCACCAGCUGAUUUAGAAGAUAGAAUAAAGUGUUUUGGUUCUAAUGUUAUACCACCUAAACCUCCAAAGACAUUUUUACAGUUAGUGUGGGAAGCACUUCAGGAUGUGACUUUAAUUAUUUUAUUAAUUGCUGCAUUAGUUACUAUAGGUUUAUCAUUUUAUCCUGCAGGAGAUGACGGAGGAGAUGGGGGUGAUUCAGAACAAGAGGCAGGAUGGAUAGAAGGAGUAGCAAUUUUAGGAGCCGUUAUAGUUGUAGUAUUAGUAACAGCAUUCAAUGACUAUAGAAAAGAACAACAAUUCCGUGGACUGCAAAGUAAAAUAGAACAUGAACAUCAAUUUUCUGUGAUUCGUGGAAGCAAAGAUAUGCAUAUUCCUGUAGGAGAUUUAGUAGUAGGAGAUAUUUGUCAAGUAAAAUAUGGUGAUCUUUUACCAGCAGAUGGUAUAAUUAUACAAAGUAACGAUUUAAAGGUAGAUGAAAGUUCAUUAACAGGUGAAUCAGACCAUGUCAAGAAAGGAGAAUCAACAAGUCCUAUUUUGCUGUCAGGUACCCAUGUCAUGGAAGGAAGUGGGAAAAUGUUGGUCACAGCUGUUGGAAUUAACUCACAAACUGGUAUUAUUUUUGCCCUAUUGGGAGCCUCACAUGGUGAAGAAAAGGAAAAAGAAAAAGAAAAGAAAAAUGGCAAGAAAAAAGGAGAUGGUCCAAAUGAAGGUUCACAGACUAACACUGCCGGACAAACAGUUCCAUUGCUUACUAGUGACGCUGACGUUAAAGUGGAUCUUGGAUCAAUAAAUCCUGAAUUGCCAACAGGAAACUCCCACAAUUCCAAUAAUACCAAUGCUGUCAACAACAAAGUGGGGAAUGGUGAGCCAAAGAAACCUGCACCACAGGCAUCAGCACGAAAAGAGAAGUCAGUUCUGCAGGCUAAACUUACCAGGCUGGCCAUCCAGAUAGGAUAUGGAGGAACUGCCAUUGCUGUAGCUACUGUUUUAAUUCUCAUUAUCAAGUUCUGCGUGAAGGAGUUUGCCAUCAACAAAAAUGAAUGGACAAGUGACAAGACUGCCAACUACAUUGAACAUUUUGUUAAACAUUUUAUCAUUGGUGUGACUGUGUUAGUUGUAGCAGUUCCAGAAGGUCUUCCAUUAGCUGUAACUUUAUCUCUAGCUUAUUCUGUUAGAAAAAUGAUGGAUGACAAUAACUUGGUGCGACAUUUAGAUGCUUGUGAAACAAUGGGAAAUGCUACAGCCAUUUGUUCUGAUAAAACUGGAACAUUAACAACCAACAGAAUGACAGUUGUUCAGAGUUAUAUUGGAGGAGUUCACUACAAACAGGUUCCUAACUUUGAAACUUUAGCUAGCAGUUUUAGAGAGUUGAUAGUGUGGGGCAUAGCUAUCAACAGUGGUUAUACCUCCAGAAUACAGGCAUCAGAGGACGGGGGUCUUCCUGCGCAACUAGGGAAUAAAACAGAGUGUGCCCUGUUAGGAUUUGUUCUGGAUAUGAAACAGAGUUAUGAAUCUGUAAGACAAGAAGUUACUGAAGAACGUUUAACCAAAGUAUACACCUUUAACUCUGUACGGAAGUCUAUGAGUACAGUCAUUCCUACGAACAAGGGUUACAGACUUUUUACAAAGGGAGCAUCAGAAAUUGUUUUAAAAAAAUGUACCCAUAUCUUAGAUUGUAAAGGCCAGGUUUUACCAUUCUCCCCUGAGGAUCAGGAUAAUAUUGUGAAAACAGUAAUAGAACCAAUGGCUAGUGAUGGACUUCGUACGAUCUGUUUGGCAUACAGAGAUUUUGUUAAAGGUGAAAGUGACGGUGUCAAUGAUGUAACAUUCUCAGAGGAACCGGACUGGGAGGAGGAAGGUGACAUAGUAAAGGAUCUAACAUGUUUACUGGUUGUUGGUAUUGAAGACCCAGUAAGACCUGAGGUACCCAAUGCUAUCAAGAAAUGUCAGAGAGCAGGUAUCUGUGUUAGAAUGGUAACUGGUGACAAUGUGAAUACAGCCAGAUCUAUCGCCACUAAAUGUGGAAUUCUUGAUCCUAAUGAAGAUUUUCUGGUCAUUGAUGGCAAAGAAUUUAACAAACGUAUCUUAGAUGAAGAUGGAGAGGUUUCACAGGAAUUAUUUGACAAAGUUUGGCCUAAAUUACGUGUUCUGGCGCGAUCAUCACCACAGGAUAAAUAUGUGCUGGUAAAAGGUAUUAUAGACAGUAAGAUGAGCACUGCCAGAGAAGUUGUAGCAGUAACUGGUGAUGGAACCAAUGAUGGACCUGCUCUCAAAAAGGCUGAUGUUGGAUUUGCAAUGGGUAUAUCCGGGACAGAUGUAGCCAAAGAAGCCUCAGACAUUAUUUUAACAGAUGACAACUUUACCAGUAUUGUUAAGGCUGUGAUGUGGGGUAGAAAUGUUUAUGAUAGUAUUGCUAAGUUUUUACAGUUCCAGUUGACAGUCAAUGUUGUUGCUGUACUUGUAGCUUUCCUUGGAGCCUGUAUAAUUGAUGACAGUCCUCUACGAGCUAUUCAGAUGUUGUGGGUGAACUUGAUUAUGGACACUCUGGCUUCAUUAGCUCUUGCUACAGAGCUUCCCAGUGAGGAAUUGUUAGAACGCAAACCUUAUGGAAGAACGAAAGCUCUCAUUUCUAGAACCAUGACAAAAAAUAUUAUUGGUCAUGCCAUCUAUCAGCUAACUGUUAUAUUUUGUUUACUUUUCUUGGGUCCUCAGUUUUUUGACAUUGAUAGUGGAAUAGGAGGAGAUAUUCAUUCUCCACCAACUCAGCACUUUACUAUUAUAUUUAAUACAUUUGUUAUGAUGACUCUUUGUAAUGAGGUCAAUGCUAGAAAAAUCCAUGGGCAGCGUAAUAUUCUGGGAGGAUUACAGAGGAAUCCAGUGUUUAUAGUUAUCUGGAUAGGAACCUUUAUAGCUCAGAUAGUACUAGUUCAAGUUGGAGGUUCUGUGUUUUACACCAAAGGAUUAACACUAGAGCAGUGGUUUUGGUGUUUGUUUUUAGGAAUAGGGGAUCUGAUAUGGGGACAGCUUGUUACAACUGUUCCAACAAGUACAAUACCUAAAAAUGUUUGUCGUCGCCUACGUGGCAGACACGAAGAAGACGAAGAAGUAGAUCAUGACAUGAUGAUGGAAGAGGAAGAUGUAGGAGGAAGGCGUGGCCAGAUCCUAUGGGUCAGAGGCCUUACCAGACUCCAGCAACAGAUCCGAGUAGUUAAUGCAUUUCAAAUGGACCUAGAUACCUCUCAUUUAGACAGCUACGAUAAACGAAGUAGGCCAUCACUAAUUAGCCUACAGUCGCUCCAGCAGAAAUCUGGGGUAUCAAAAAAGCCGAUGCUUGCAAGCUCACCAGAGGUUGAGGAGAGUCGAUCAUCGCCAUGGUUAGGACAUCAAGAUAGUAUACCAUAUGCUGAUGAAUAAUAUGUGUACAGACUUUUUAUAACCUUAAAAUUUACAGUGGGGCAUUUCAUUAUGAUCCUUCAAAUAUCAAUUACUGGUAGAUGUUGAAUAUUAUUUAAAUGAACAAAAAUGCAUACAAGACUGCUAAAAAUGUCUGAUCAUUCAUUUGGUUUGUUACUACAGUAGAAAUGAACAGAGAUGUGUGUCUUUAACUUAGUGAAAUGUCUGACUUGAGCUUUUAGGGUUUUAUGUAUUUAGUUGCAUUGCUUUCAUAUUUUAUUUUAAAACAGCAGGAGUGGAUCUAUCGGCAUUCAGCCUGUUGGUUCUUCUUAGUUCCAGUAAAUCAGUUAAGAAAAUUACAAUCAGUUUUGAAUACAGAUUGUCGGAUUACAAAACUUAUAAUAAAUUAUGCAUGUACAAACAUUAGGUUGUGUAUAAUGAUUAGAAAAAUUCCAUUGUAUCAAAUUACAUCAAAACAGAAAAAUUGUACAUCUAGAACCACUCCUGUAUUUGACUAUGUUGUUUUCAGUGAUAAUGUAACCGUUUUCAGGGUUUUAGCUUGUUCUGUGUAUAAUUAUAGUUUGAACAUACUAUAGUACUUUUGUACUUUGAUUUUUUUCAUUUUUUAAGUUCAUAUCUCUUGCAAGUCUUGAGCUUAUAGUAUAUUGCUUUUCUAUAUCUUCAACACAGUAAUUGGAGUACUUGGUAGCUCUUUUUUCAGAAAUGGUGCUAAUAUAUAUUGGAUUUUAAAAUAUCAAUUUGUACAAAAAAGGGAUUUUGGUCAGCUUUUAAAAUUACACCAAACCAAACUUAAUUUCUUAUACCAGAGGUUCAUGAUGCUUUGAUAGCAAGAUCAAGUUCUUGUAGUUUAACAAGAUUUUUCACACAUUUAUUGUUUGAGAUCAACAAGCAUGCCUGUUCUACUCUUAGACAUACUUUUAUUCAAUGUUUUGUAAAUUGAAAAACAGAAAAAAAAAACAGAGUUAUCAAGUACACCAGGCUACGAGUGUUGAAUAAAUUGAAUAUAGAAACUUGUACAUAUACAGAGAAUUAUUUAUUAUCUUUUGUGUAUAUAGUUUAGAUUGUUAGUGAUAACAUAUUUAUAAGUUCAUACACAAUGUUAUUUUAUCAGUGCAAAUAGUGGCUAAAAUAACAUUUACAGUCACAUACUUUUAUCAUUUUGAAUAUUUAGUUUUCACGUUUUUUUUUUAUUUGAAUUCUAAAAUGAAUCACCUUUUCUGCUAUUGUUAUGGAUCGGAUAGGUCUGAAGCUAGAUGGAAUGAUAUGAAAGUAAAAUAUAUAAAAUUAUUACAUGCAUGAGAUUAUAGCACUAUUUAUAGGAACUAAAAUAGAAUACUCAGCAAGAUUUAUAAAAUGAAAUGUAGUACCUCUACCUAGCUCAAGGAGACUAGAGUAACUUAUCUUUGUGAAUAGAGUUAUUCCCCUUGAAGUGCAAUGUGGAGAACUUGUCUUAAUAAAAGAAUCAAUUUUCAGAUGUUAAACAUAAGGUAAUCUUUAUGUAUAAUAUAAAACAAAUACAUUCCUUUUUUCUGGGUGUAAUACUUUAAUUAGGAUAAAACAUAAAGGGAGAUUACUCUUGUAAAAAUAUUAAGAAUUGAACUACAGUAAGGGGGAUUACUCUUGAGCAAGGAAAGUGUUAAACUUUGUUAUAUAUUUAUGAUCAUGUGACUAAUUGUGUCUAAAUGUUGAAUGAUAUAAGGGUAAUAUUUGUAAUAUUAUGUAUAAAUGGCUUCUGUUUACAAGAGUUAUUUCAUUUCAAGAUGAUGUUUUAGGUAACUAUGCAUUUUAAUGUUUUUAUUCAAAAGCUUUUCAAAUUAAAAUGCAUAUCAUCAACUGUUGAGAUCAUUUGAAAAAUGUAGAAACAAAAGAAAUAGUUACAUAUCAAGAUAUAAAGUAUAGAAUUAAAACAACUGAUUUAUGUUAAAUUAAUUUAUUAUACUAGUCAUAUCAAAAAAGGGACUGAUGUUUACUAGAAAAUAAAUAAUGAUUUAGAUUUUUUAUUUAUUUAUCAAACCUAAGCUUCUUUAAUCAACAGAGAAUAUAAUGCUAAAUUUAUAAGAGAAUUUUAAAGUUUUAAUAUAGCAUACACAUGACCAUAGAUUCUAUCACCAGACAUGCAUGUAUGUAGCUUCUAAUAUGCAUUAGUGUAAAAUAUUCAAUAUUUAAACUAUUUAUUUUUGUUAGUUUUAUAUUAAUUUUGUGUCUACAACAAGGAUUGUUUAUUUUAAUGUCUUAGUUAUUUUAUUUUAAAUUAAACUAAAUAUUUGUUUUGAUUUUAUCUAAAAUGAACAUUAUGUUGUAUAUAUUUAUUUCUGACAAAAAUCUAAGAUUUCUGCAGUUCCAUGACACAAAGUAGAAGGUAUGGUAAGACCAUUUUUUUCUUGGGUAUCAAAAUAAAAAAAAUAAUUAAGAAGAGAAACUUAUCAUCUUCCAGACAUUUACAAGACAACAUAUUUCAAUAAUGGUAAAAUUGUAUUUUAAAUUACAAUUCUGUUAUAGGUGCGUGAACGUACCGUAUGGAUUGCAGUUUCUAAUUUUCAUUUCUGGAGUGAAUUUUGCAAUUAGACAUAAACUAAGGUUGCUACUCUCACGUUAAGUUGACCUUCAAAAGUUUUGACCUUUACAGUUAAGGCCAAUCUUUUAUUAAAUGCCAAAGAACUUGACAUCCCAAACUAUUGAUUUUGAGCCCACAUUUUUUAACUGACUUGUUUUGUGUUUUCAUGUACAUUUAGUUAGUCAUCUGAUUGAGAUUAAAAAGGGGGAGGGUUGAAAUCUAAAAAUGACAAGCUUAACCCCUCCACAUAUUCAUGAGCCUGUCCCAAGUCAGGAACGUCAUAAGUUAUUGGUUUUAGUUAUAUCUUAUAAAUGUUUGUCCUAUAGGGAAUUGGGUGUCGAUGAUAGAUGUUUAACAUUCUCAGUUGAUUUGAUUCACAACAUUUCUAGACCAUGGUAAAUAGAGAGCUUAAAUAUUGUGUAAACAUUUGUUGAUUAUUGAAGAUCAAAAGUGACCUCCAGUAGGUUUUUUUGUGUCUUUGGAUUACUUUAAAAUUUCACCCAUAUCUUUUAUUUACACCAAUAUAGGAUUUUUUUUCGAAAAUUUGUUUAGCAAUGAUCAGUAUUUACAUUUAUAUAACAUAAUGGUGCUUAUCAUACCUCUAUUAUGAUGACUAUCAAAGUAUUAUCUGCUGUGGAUUGUUUCUUUGGUAUGGAGCAAUUUUACAUAAUCUUCAAUUUAUUAUAUAACAUUUAACAAUUAAAUGUUUGACCUUGCUUUUUAUGUUACAGCUAUACAAAACACUUAACUCAAACUAAUUCUUUCAAGUUUUAAUGAAUGUACUACAUGUACAUUAUAAUUGUACUUCAUAUGAAAACACUAAAAUUCUUUAGGAGCUCUUGACUUUAGACUGAAAUCAGUGAAGUAAAAAUGAACUGCCAUACUGAAUACAUUGUAAAUAUGCAUGUUGAAACAUCUGUUAGUGAUGUGAUUCAUGUGACCUUUAAAGUUGCAUGCUAAACAAUUGCCAAUGAUUUUACCUUCAUCAGUAUUACUGAAAUUGGUUCAAGAUAAUUUGACAAACACAGAAAAAUUUGUUACACAUAAUUAUUAAAGUUGACCUAAGGAUUAAUUGAUUGAUUGAUUGUUGGUUGCUUACAUCCAGUGGCAAAUAUUUCACCCAAAGAAUUAAAGACCUUGGCUUAUAUUCAUAAUUGUACAGGCCCUGUAUCUUAACUGUUAAAAGUUGAAAUAGUAAAGUAAUUUGUCAAGGUCACUCUAGAGGUCAUUGUCCUUCCUUUUGUAUAGGACCACUCAAAGAUCAAAGAAGGCUAAGUGUAAACCCUAAUCCUUUGGUAUUUUAAUAGCAAAUGGAAAAACCAGUUAAAAUGAAUAUACCCACCCCACUUAAAAAUUCAAUUCAAUAUGAAUUUACAAAUAUAAACAAACAAGUGUGCUCGCUCUGCAUAUGGUUGGAUUAUCCGAAAUUGCUUCAUAAUCUCAGACUAAAUACCAUAAACACUCAGAUUUAUCAAAACAUAUCACUCAGAUUAAGAAUAUUGCAUGGUUAAGAGAAUUCCAAGUAUACAAAAUUGUUUAAAUUUGUGCAAGAUAUAAAACUAAUGUUAAUUUUUUUUUUAAAUUCAUGUCUAUGCUGCAGUUGCCAGAACAAAACAGUACAAUCUUUACCUCCUCUCUUAAACUAAUUUUCUCUUUUCAGAUGUUCAAGUUUCAAGAGAAAAUGACCAAUAAUUUACGAAAAAUCAAGACUUGCAAGAAUUUUAUGUAUUGUGAAGUCAUAGCUAGUAGAUUCUGUGUAGAACUGUUGUGUAUUAUGUACCCGUUCAGCUUGUUAAUUUUCAUUUGAAUAUGAUACAUCUUAUUUCUUAUUGGUUUAUAACCCCCAUCAUGUGACAUAAUACUUUUUUCUGAUUGGUUUGUAAUCAAUAUCAUAUGAAUGAAAACAAUUGUGUGCAUGUAAACUAAUUUGUUACAAUAAAAUACACAUUGAAUGAGAACAAAUGAACAAUGUACAUAUAAAAAAGAAUUUGAGUGUCACUGCAUGUUCAGAUAUUGCACGAUGUAAAUAUAUAUUCAACCAUCUUUUUUCCAGCCUUAGCCAUCCCUGCACAGAAUCCUCAUUAAAUUGGAAUCAAAUAAACUUCCAGUUGUAAUUCAUUCAUUAAACAGAUAAAGAAAUACUUAAUUGAAUGAUAUGCCAAAAGAAAGCGGUUCACUUUUACUGAGAACUGGUAUACAAAAUCAAAUGAUUAAGCAAGAUAUAUACUGGGGAAAAAUGUUCAAAGUUAAGAUAUCAUGCAUGUGCUUAAUAAAGACAAAGAUAUUUUUGGUACCACAUUAUGAUUAUUGAAAAAGUAACUUUAUGCUUUGAAUUUAGAUCAAUACCAUUACUGAUAGUUAUUGUUAGGUUCUACAGAAUCAUUUGGCUGACAUCACUUUUUUGGUAACUAAAAUGAGUAAUUCCAUUUUGUAGGUACAAUUUCUGUCAUUUAUAUGACUUUAAAACUCAUAUUUAAGACUCAAAGUUUUUGUCUUGUUCUGGAUCAUUUGAUUUUGGUAUAAGGGUUGUCAGGAAUUAUUCUCUGAACUCAAAACUAAGCUCAGGGAUGUAUCACAAUUCUGCUAUGAGUUUGAAUACUUCAAGUAUUGCAAUAUAGUAAAGAAUGAUCAACAUUUGCAUUUCUCAAAAUCAAAAUAGCUUCAAAGUCCCAUAAAAAUGAUGCAUCAAUACACCAUUGCUUAAAUCUAAUGUCUUUACUUUUUACCCUUAAUUCAUUAAUUGUUUCAGAAUGUGAAUUUUGUGCAAAAUAUCAGCUAGUUUUAAUUAAAAAUUAUGGUUUAUAUAUAAUAAAUAUUUCAAGUAUGUAAACAUCUCAAGAGUAAAAAGUUACUUGUCAUGCUUAUUAUCUCCCCUUAUCUUCCUUCAGUUUUAUGUAAAAGGAGAGAAUUGAAUCAUGUAACUUUCAAUAUUUUUUACAACUUUACCUAAAUGUAUGAAGUUAAUUAAUAUUGGAGUAGUGCAGAUCAUACUUGAUGUAUUGAAAUUAUUAUGCAUUUAAACAUGAUUUAUGUAAGCUAUGGUUUAAACUUUGUUCGAGUGAAAUUUGGCUAUAUUUUGCAAAGAAAAUGAUUCAAACAGCAACCACUCUAGCUUUGUUUAUGCCUAAGUCUUUUGAUGAAAAAAGAAGUGUUUCUAAAUAAGUGGGGAGUUACUUUACCCUUAUUUGGGUAAAAACAUUUUUCUCAAUUUAGUGGAAGAAGCCUAUCUGUCUUGCUUCUUAUCAGCCUUAAGAUAAGUAGUUUUUAAAAAGAUAUGUCUGUAUGUUAUAUGUCAAUUCAAUAAAUAGCUGCAUGACUUUUAGAUGCUUUUCCUAUCUUUCCAAGCUACUAAACCUGAAACAAAAUUGACCAGUUGAAAAUUGCUAAAAUGUGUUGGUAUGAUGAAUCAUUAAUGUUAUGUGAAGAGAAGUGUUUGAGCCAUUACAUGGCCAAGUAUUCCAUUCCCUUUAACACCAUUUAUGUGUGUAUAUGUUAGAUUUUGAUAUUUUUACCUUUAGCCUAAUUGUUCUGUACAUACAAGAUUGAAACUAGUUCAUUGUGAUAUUAUGAAUAUUUAAUGAUUUCUAUAAAUUGAUUUGACAUCUCAUUAGAUACAUACAUUAUACAUGUAUAUACUGUAUUGUUUUUAGAUGUUACAUGUUAUAAAUGUCUGACUUGGCUUACUAUUAGAUUGUAGAAAUGGUUGUAGGAUUUUAUUUUUUUUUAUUUUCUUGGAAAGGGAUAUGCCAAAGGAGAAGGUAUGAUAAGGCCACUUUUUGGCCCCUUGAAUUCAUAAGUCAAAAAUUAUUAUCAAUUAUUCAAAUAACAUCUUUCACAUGUUCACAAGACAUCAGUAUUUUUACUUUUGAAUUGUGUCAAAUAUUCAUGUGUUGGGGCUUCAUCUUUCUUGUCAUUUGGGUUAAUCUGUAAAAACUUCCAAAAUAGCCUCAUUUUGAUAAUUUGUCAUUAAUAUUUAGAAAUGAGCAAAGGCAUUACCUUCAAAGAAAUUUUUGCUGGAAGUUGUCUUAUACAAAGAUGUUAAUGAGAUUAAAAUAUCUUUUAUGGGUAAGGACUUGAAUAAAUUUACUAAUGUACCAAAAAGUAUGUGUACAAUGGACAUAUAGAUCAACUAAGUUCAUUUUUAUGACCUUGAACAAUUUUUUUUUAUUUUAAGUGAUAUAUUUAGAAAUGAGCCAAGGUAUAACCUGAAAAGAUAUAUAACUGUAAGCUGUCUUAUACAAAGAUGUUAAUGAGGGUAAAAUAUCUUUUUGGGUCAGGCCUUGGCUGACCUUACUCAUUGUAUCAAAAACUAUGUGUACAAUGGCCAUGUUUGGUCAUAUGCGUUACUGUUUCUGACCUUGAAUCAACUUUUUAGAACUGAAGCGUCCAAUUUAAAUCAUUCUUUUCAUUUAUUGUCAAAAACAAAUCUUAUUUUCAAAGGAUUGAUGAAUUUUAUUUUAGUAAUUUCAGAAGCCAAAUAAUAGCUCUUGUCAUACCUCUACCUUUAUUGUAUAAUGUACUUUAAUUUUAAUAUUUUUUUAAACUUACAAAGCAAAUUUUUAAUGUCCUUUGCAGGAUAGGGUUCUGUUUAAAUCCUUUUCUUCAGCACUGAAAGUAAAAACUACUGCAAAAAGACUUAAAUUUGGAGUGAUAGUGCUCACGCAGACUAGUUCAAAAUAUAUUUACAAAAUGAGAGAUUUAUUAAGAAUAAACAACUAAAAAUAAAUGUUGUAUUUUGUCAAUAUAAGCCAUUUAUAAGACAUUUGAAGUGUAAAUUUUUUUUUUUAAAAACUGUUAUUCUAGAUUCGAUAUCUGUAUUUUACUCCAGAGGAGCCAGACAUUAUAUCUGAUUCUGUCAUUAAAUAUUCAUAUUGUCAUUGAUAAUAAUAUAACAUUUUUAUUGUUUUUAGAACAUGAUUGUUGCUUUAUUGGUAGUAUUGUUAUACAAAGCUAUUUAUAACAUGAUACAUGCCAAUGUGUUAAAAAAAAGCAGGAAAAAUAGUUCAAACUUUUGUAUUAAUAAGUCAAAUUUCCUAAAUCUUUCUAGAUUCCUUGUCAAAUGCUAAUUCUUAGUUUUUAAGUAAAUAGUUUUAGAUAUACAAUGGAGUCUUAUUCUAAUUUAUCUGUGUAUAGUGUAAUUGAAGUGGUAUUGAGGUAAUCUAUUUUAAAUCUAUUUUUAAAAGUCAACAUUGUUUUAAGACAUAACACCUUUAGAUGAAAUCAGUAUUGUUACAGAUAGUAUAAUAUUUAUAUUUCUGACAAUGUUCUUUUAUCUUGUAUUUAAAUCAUUAUGUUUUAACUUAAAAAUAUAAAAGGUAUUGCUUUUUUUCUGCUGACAUUUAACAUAAAUUUAACCGGCAUUAUCAUGGGUUAUUUCCCUUGACAUGCUGAGAGGAUUGUUAUCCAUCUAAGAGUUAGAUAUUCUAGAUAAUGUUAAACGUGUAAGUUCUCAUCAUAUUUGUAAUAAAACCAAUUUUUACAAAGA